AAUGUCCCUUUUCUUUUUAGAUUGUAAGAACAGUAAGUGUGUCCCAAAGAAGAACAUCUUUCAAGAAAUACAGUCAUUGGGGCUGAUACUAGAUCCACAAUGGAGGUUCCCCCGGCAUCCAAGCUUGGUGAGACCUUUGUGUUUGAAGAUGGGUUAGAGAUGCAGCAAGAACUUUUCCCAGAGGAGGACCUAGGGGACGCAUUUCUUCAGGAAAGAGGUUUAGAGCAAAUGGCCGUUAUCUAUAAGGAGAUCCCUCUUGGGGAGCCAAACGAGGAACAUGAUGAUUACGAGGGGAAUUUCAGUCUGUGCUCAAGCCCUGUUCAGCACCAGAGUAUCCCCCAAAUCAACAAACCCCAGGAUGAUGACAUAUUUGGCCAAACCUUCCUCCAGAAAUCAGACCUUAGUAUGUGUCAGUUAAUCCAUGCUGGAGAAGAACCCAGCAAACCCGACUAUGAGCGAGUGGGCAGGGGGGACUCGGGCCCUAAAGAGCCUCACAGAACUGCACAACCACCCAAACCCUAUGCGUGUCGGGAAUGUGGGAAGGCCUUCAGCCAGAGCUCGCACCUUCUCAGGCACCUGGUGAUCCACACCGGGGAGAAGCCCUACGAGUGCUGUGAGUGUGGGAAGGCCUUCAGCCAGAGCUCGCACCUUCUCCGACAUCAGAUAAUCCACACCGGGGAGAAGCCCUACGAAUGCCCGGAAUGUGGAAAAGCCUUUCGCCAGAGCUCAGCCCUCACACAACAUCAGAAAACCCACACUGGGAAGAGACCCUAUGAAUGUAGGGAAUGCGGGAAAGACUUCAGUCGGAGCUCAAGUCUGAGAAAACAUGAGAGAAUUCAUACUGGAGAAAAACCUUAUCAGUGUAAGGAAUGUGGGAAAUCCUUCAACCAGAGUUCAGGCCUGAGCCAGCAUCGGAAAAUCCACACCCUAAAGAAACCUCACCAAUGCGAUCUCUGCGGAAAGGCCUUCUGUCACAGGUCCCACCUCAUUCGGCACCAGAGGAUUCACACUGGGAAGAAACCGUACAAAUGCGAAGAGUGUGGGAAGGCCUUCAGCCAGAGCUCCAACCUCAUUGAGCAUCGGAAGACCCACACCGGCGAGAAACCCUACAAAUGCCAUAAGUGUGGGAAAGCCUUCAGCCAGAGUUCCUCCCUCAUUGAGCACCAGCGGAUUCACACUGGGGAGAAGCCUUAUGAGUGCGGCCAGUGCGGGAAGGCCUUCUGCCACAGCUCCGCGCUGAUUCAGCACCAGAGAAUCCACACCGGGAAGAAACCCUACGCGUGCAAUGAGUGUGGCAAAGCCUUCCGGCACAGGUCGGCCCUUAUCGAACAUUAUAAAACCCACACCAGAGAGAAACCCUACGAGUGUAACAAAUGCGGCAAGUCCUUCAGGGGGAGCUCGCACCUUAUUCGGCAUCAGAAAAUCCAUGCUGGGGAGAAGCUCUAGAAGGAGGAGCUCACACCAAAGCUUGAAAGCCUUUCCCAGAUGGAGCCUACGCCCACUCACUUUACUGCAGAGCUCCAUCCACCGGCCCCAUAACAGGUGGACCUCGGUGCUCCUGAGCACUACACCAGCAGCACGGGCCCCGCUUGGCCAGGUGAUCAGGUUUUCUGAGCACAGGGGAGGAUGGGGGGAGAGAAAGGCUGCCAGAAU
Myotis davidii is the source of this 1653-nucleotide messenger RNA. It is a transcript of the gene ZNF70, whose product is annotated as zinc finger protein 70. Gene Ontology annotation, cellular component: nucleus. NCBI's taxonomy places the organism in Eukaryota, Metazoa, Chordata, Mammalia, Chiroptera, Vespertilionidae. The record is from RefSeq and is a predicted model, not a curated record. The coding region runs from base 100 to 1446 and encodes 448 amino acids. The transcript has a single exon.